AUGGCCCGAGCUAAAAGUUUUUUCGAUGACGUGAAAAAGGAAAUAGAAUGCUCAGUGUGUCAGGAGCAAUUCGGCGCAAACAAGCAACCGAAAAUUCUCAAAUGCCUUCAUACCUUUUGCAAAUCAUGCUUGGACGGAUGGCUUCGACAACAUCGCACAGGCGCUUUAAGUUGUCCUACUUGCCGUACAGUAACUGAGUGCCCCAACAAUGACAUCGACAGUCUUCCGUCCAACCUGUUUUACAAACAAAUGGUGGAAAUUGUGGAGGCAUACACAGGCCAAGAAGAAUCAUCAUGUUGCGGGAAUUGCGACGAACAAAAACCGCUGAGGUUUUACUGCUCCGAUUGCAACUGUUUACUGUGCGAAGAAUGCGCUAGAGUACACAAGAAAUGGAAGGAUUUCAGAGGCCACCAGCUCAAGGAAAUUGGACAACUUCAGUCCAGUGAUUUAGAGGACUACUUUCGAAGAGCUAACGUCUGCAAGGAACACGAUGACGAAUUUAGAUUUUUCUGCGACGCAUGUCAAAUUUGCAUUUGUCGUGAAUGCGCCAUAUUGGGUCACGACUGCCACAAGAAAAUUUCGCUUGAGAAAGGACUAGAAAAUAAGACAACUGAAAUUGAGAAUAAGAUACGAGAGGUUCAGGCAAACGGAUCUCACGUUAGGAACAAAAAGGAAUCUCUAGAAAAAGGUAGAAUCAGGGUAAUGAACAGCUUUGAGCGAGCAACAAACAGUGUACGUACGGUUGCAGAACAGUGGAUUACAUUUAUUCGCAAGCAUGAAGAAGACAUAACAGGAAAGUUAAUAAAGCAGAAAGACGCAUUUGAAGCUGAAUUUUCAAACCAGAUGUCGAGCUUAGAUGGAAGAGUGGUGGAAAUCGAAAGCAGCCUCGAUUUUGGCGCGGAAAUUCUCUCUCGUAGGAAUCUACCAGAAAUUUUAAAUGUGGAAGAAAUGUUAAAGAACAGGCUGCAAGAACUUUCCGUACCCUUUGAGCCAACACUGGUCUUUCCUGAAGUUGUGUACAGUUCAAAUAAUUUCAGUUGCUUGAAAGACGGACCUGGAAAGCUGAUAAGGACAGUAACAGAACCAAUGGUAUCUGUUGCAGAAGGUCGUUGUUUGAAUGAGGCCAUUCAAGGAGAGGAGAGCACUUUUACUGUGAUUACAAAAGAUAUAAAGGGCCAAAUAGUUUAUAGCGAAAUCGAUCAGGUCAAUGUUGAAAUAAUCUCCAUUAGCACGAUGGGAAUUUUGACAGCCAGCGUGACUGACUCUAAAAAUGGUCGAUAUCAAAUAAAGUACAGAAGUGAAACUGCAGAUGACUUCAAAAUAUCUGUCACAGUCCGAGGUGAAGCCAUCAAGGACAGUCCAUUUAGAUUACAAGUGAAAAAGAGAGAGACACAGACAUUUCACCAGGUAUCAUUUUCAUGUUCUGAAAAUAUCCAUUUUAUUCAAAGGGAAAGAACGGUAUUCAUAUUAUUACUGACUAUAUGAGUCUGAAAUAUUUGAUCAAAGGUUAUUUCUUACAGCAUAACCAUAAUUAUAUAUAAACAUAAUUUUAAUUUGGCUACCGAGGUUAAAUAAAUUAAGUAUUGUCAGAGUUAUUUUUUUCUCUGAAUUACUUAAGUUCCCCUAGAUCUCUUCUCGGAAUUUACUGUACCUACUUUUUAAUUAAUAUUAUGGUAAAAGUUAAAGAAUAAAAUCAGAAAAUUUGUACUUACUGUUUGCUCAUUCAUCGUCAUUACAGUCACCGGAAAGUUGAAACAACGUGAGAAACCAGCUACACCUGUAAAGUCAAAACAAUUAUGAAUGAUUGUUUCAGCAGCAAAAGAUCACCCAACACUUGAACGAAGAUUCAUUUGCAAUACCACUGUGUCUUUGACAGUGUUUAACCAAAAAUUUUUCUAUUUUUUUCAGUUCCACAAGUAUAAGUUCACUUCUAUGAAAACGGGAAUGAAAGCUGAGUCAAAGAAAUCUAAAAUGACUGGUAAAAGGUAUACUAUUGACGUGGUUAAUCCGCUCGCUUCUCGAGGUAAAAUUUAAAAUUAUAGUUAUUACAUAUAUUCUGCUUUUUUCUGGGAAAUUUCGAUGACAUACACCGAGCGUGAAAGCCAAGUAACAGGACCAAGAUUCCUCAUUAUUCCCAAUAUCAAAUAGUUUCUUAUGUUUUUACUUACCUUAAACAUAAUUUUAAUUUGACAAUAUUGUGAAGCGCACCUGAAUAUAUCCAUAUAGAGGUCUGCGCUAUAUAAAUAUAAAAUAUUAUUAUUAUUAACCAACAACACCUCAAAGUCAUCAGUGAAGAGGCCUCCACUUAAUCAUAUCGAAAACGAAAUUCUCUCAAUGGCGUAAGGUUAUAAUUUAGGGUUAAAGGGUGUGAUCAAUCAAGAAUUCUUAACCAUCAGGAGGCAUAGCACACCUCGAUCUGAUUGAUCGGACGGCGCAGGAAGCAGGGGCCUGGUGCAGAGAUGGAACAGAUGAGGAUGACGAGAACUUUAAAAGUGAUGUUCAGUUAGAACACAUGUUAGGUAAAUACAACAUUUAUUUGUCAUACUUCGACAAAUGUGGAACUGUUUACAUUUGAAGUGUUCGCGGUUAUUUGAAUUUGUAAUCUUGAUUCGAUGAUGUUCGUUGCGGGCACUCUUACCCAAGAACAGGACAUUAUUAAACCAAACUGUGUACAAAAGACCAUAUGGUGCUUCAUCACAAGGUUGCCUCUCGUUAAGCAGGUUCUGAACCUGCGUGUACUCCAGUUUCGGUGGUUUGUUGGUAUUUUGUCCUUACAGUUGAAACUUCGUGACACUUCCAUGUACGAAAGAGAGUCAGGCUCGUAUUCGCUUACGUUUUGAUACCGAACUACGUCCGCUAGUAUUGCUUACACAUUUCUCCCAUCUAUAAAGCACCUUCAGGUUACUUUGGAUCUUUUUUAGUUGCGUUUUUUUUCGGUUUCAGACAAUUUUUGAUGACUUCGACUUUCAGGGCCUGUUUACAUUGAGGUGGGGGACCUUAGGUACGUCCAUAUAAUCUCUUAUUUUACCUUGAUCACGUUUACAUGAUAGGUGGGGUGACCCGCCUAGGCGGGUUUCCCAGUCUGCUGGAAAGGGUAACCCUGUCAGCCGAGGUGACAAUUUGUAAUGUAAACGUCUCAAGGUGGGGUAAAAUGAGUAAAACAAUAGCGAAACACGAGUGUGUUAAAACUUUGUACAUUUCCUAGUCGUCCUAUGCAGAGCUAAAACGUUAAAACACCAAUUUUUACAUCCUUGUUGCAAAGAAACCUCGACAGCGAUUUAGUCUCGUUUUUUCUUUGAACUCAACUCUACAUUCACAUGUUAUGCCGAAGUAAAGACGUUGUACCUUCAGAAACCGUUGACGCAUCGAGCUACUGGCGAAAAUCUUAGAAGAAAAUAAAUUAUGUUAUUUCGGUAACGUUUUACCAUACGUCGCCAUAGCGACAUCUUAAAUUCCUUUGUUAAAAUUACAAGUGCCAUAACAAUGUCGAGAAACUUCCCUCCAGCAUCCCGGAUUUGUAAGAUUGUAUCAGAAAUGCGGGCUAUUUUUCGACCACGGUUAGGCGGAUUACCUCACCUACCCGGGGUCUCCCACAUUCAUGUAAACAGGCCCUUAGACACUGUUUGGUUCUUUCUGAUUGCUCUGUAAUUUUGCGAAUAAAGUUUUCCUGCUUUGGAAGUUUCGUUCUGUUCACUUCAUAAAUAUGUUUCAGUUAAAAGUUCCUCCCUUAGAAAGUCACGCCAAAAGACGUAAACAGGGCAAGGUUCGGAUCGUUUAGUCCGGCCAUAUUUUUCCUUCGCUUCGCAUUUUGCCUUGUUUCUUAGAGUAAUAUACCGUCACAUAUUUUGCACGUUCUGUCGACCUAGCAUCACGUUUCAAUGGUGUAAUAGUGGUAUAAUGAUAUGUUCAUAUCAUUGUGUAUCUUAAAAAUUGUAGUAGUUUUUCUCACAUGAUCUUUACUCUGAGAAGAAAGACGAACUUGGCACCUCUACAAGUACGUUUCCCUGAGAUAUUGGUCAUGAAGUUGGGCAAAUUUUACAUGAUAACCAUUGCCUUUAACCUUGCGAGGUUGUUUAGGUACGGUACAAGAUAAUAACUUUGAAACAUGUUUAAAAUCCUUCAUCAGUUUUACAGAAUAUAUCAAGGAUAGAAGCACUGAGGCGUAAGUUCUACAUUACGUAAACGUCGAGUGGUUUGAAAUAUUCUUGCUACUUAAAAUCAGCUCUUAUGUUUCGUAGGUUCAGUUGAGCUUUCUGUUGUUAAGGGUGACAUCACGGAUCAAAACGCCGAUAUGAUGGUGAAUGAAGCCGAUUGCAAACUCAGUCAUGAUGCUGGAGUAGCAGGCACAAUCAUCGAUAAAGGGGGCUUUGGUAUACAGAAAGAAUUCAUCGAGUUCUUUCAAAUCCAAAAAGAUCGGUCUCUGGCUGCUAGCACAACGGCCCCCAAACCUCCAAGUUCAAAAAGGGAGAAGAAUAAAGGAAAAAAUGAGACAGAUGAUGUGAAUGACCCUUUGAUAUCGGAUAGCGAUUCCUCCUCCAAGUCUUUUUGCGAUGCAGUGACAAGUAACAGACGCGAGGACGUGCUAAACGGAAAGGGUCUUCGGGUAGGACCAUCUGAAGGUAAGACUACGUUUCGUGAGGUGAAAUAUUUUAUCGCAACAAAACCAAUGUUAGGCCUUUGUUUGCAAUUUAUUGGUUGUAUAAGGUUAGUAGAAAGUCGGUUUCAGUGUUACAGCCGUACAACAGAUUGAUUUAUGCUAAUAUUGCCCAAGAUAUUGCUGUUCGAUCUGGAAAUGCCUAAAAGAGGAAUUAAACUUUUUCACUCUCCGAGAUAAGAGAAGCUUUUCGAGUUCACGGACUGCUGUCCAAAUGAGCCUUCUCAAUAUUCGAAUUGCAUGAAAGCUCUUCUAUCUGUUGGGAUUUUAAACCUUGUAAUGGUUUAUUUGAAUUAUUUAUGUUAUUGGUCCUCAUCUACCAGCCUUUGUAUUGUGAAGCAGGGUAAUUAAGUAUUAUCAACUGAGUUGAUAAUUAAAGUAAAUAUGCCACCAUAAAGAGUUUAAAAGCUGACGUUUCGAGCCGUUAGCCCUGCGUCAGAGCAAUAGACGAAGGGCUAACGCUCGAUAGUCAGCUUAAUUCUAAAUUACCCUGUUAUACUCUCCCAUCGACGCAGCGCCACAGUUUCUUUAGAAACUUACCCCCUUUAUUCAUUUGUACUGUGAACACAGCCAUGCUGUAUCUGCAACAACGUUUAAUUUUUCUACAUUAACUAGAUUCUGCUUCUAGAGGUGCAAGUAAAGAUGACGAAUGUGUGAUUUGUUGGGAUGCGAUAGAAAAUCCUAAAAAAUUGGGGUGUAGGCAUGUCUUCCGUACUGACUCUGUGGAGACUACGGUGACUUAUGACAACCGAAGUCCACUGUGUAAAGAACCGCAAGGUGUUGUCAAAGGAAAUCAACCUGACGGGAAAAUGCACGUGAACCAUAGUCAGCAGAGUCUUCCAGGCUAUCACGGUAAUUAUAAAAUAAUCACACGAGGAUGGGAUCCCCUUAGAGAUUGUAGGACGAAUUUGGGUCCCCUCCAUCUGAGCGCCUGUUUACAUGGAGGUUGGGGACCCCAGGUGGGUGAGGUAACCCGCCUCAGCCGUGGUCGAAAAAUAAAACGCGUUUAUAUGCAUGCACGCGUUUACAACCUCGGGGUGCUGGGGUGAGGUUUCUUGAGGUUGUUGUUGUGCUUGCAAUUAAGGAGUUUGAGCAGAGGCGUCCCAAGCUCACAUCUCGAAAAAGACGAAAGAUUAAUUCUCGGACACAUAUGUAUUUAUUCAUGAAAGCGUCACGCGUUGUGUUACGCGGUGUUUGGUUUCGCGAGAAACUGUUGACUUAAUACGUUAUACAGAAUAGUUUGGGAAACCAAAUAUGGUCGAUUUAUAACGCUAAAUAUUCCGAAAUGUGAACAUUGUACACUCCUUGUGUGUCCGUUGCGGUUUCUGGUGACUUCUGCCAUGAGACGGUUAGGAAAUGUACAAAGUUUUAAAACAUACAUGUUUCGCUUUUGAGUUUUUUUGCCAUGAACCGCCACCCCGGCUAGGCGGGUUACCCCACCUUGACAUGUUUAUAUGGCAAAUUGUCACCCCAGCUGACAGGGUUACCCUACCUGGCAGACCGGGCUACCCGCUUAGGCGGGUCACCCCACCUAUCAUGUAAACGUAAUCAAAAUAAAAUAAGAAAUUAUAUGGACAGGCGGGUUACCCCACUUAGGCGGGUUACCCCACUUAGGCGGGUUACCCCACUUAGGCGGGUUACCCCACUUAGGCGGGUUACCCCACUUAGGCGGGUUACCCCAUCUAGGCGGGUCACCCCACCUAGGCGGGUUACCCCACCUAGGCGGGUUACCCCACCUAGGUGGGUUACCUCACCUACCUGGGGUCCCCCACCUCGAGGCCUCCAUGUAAACAGGCCCUAAAUUUUUGCUUUCCCGUAGAUGUUUUGUUUGGGUUACGUUCAUUCCUGAAAAUGGUUACUUUCGUCUGAGAAAAUUAUAUUAUAUUAGUUUUGGUAUAUGACUGAGUUUGGUGUAACACACCGAUAAAUCCGGUGAGGUUCCGUGAUGAAGUGGUUUUUAACCAGGUUUUCCUCCUCGACACCCGUCCCAUUAAAAUGCCCCAUCGACCCGUGACGAUGUAAAAAGUUUUAUUACGCAAGUAGUGCUAGCGCUUAAAAUAAAGGGAAAGAUUUUUAAGAGCUGGUAUGAGUGAAGAGAUGUGGAUCAUUCUAUAUGGUUUGGUAAAAGACUUUGAGAAAAAGGACAAACGAUAAACUAAAAAAAAAAAACGUUCGGAGGUCAUGGAAUAAUCGUUGAUAGUGCAAAAUGUUCUAGAUCUCAAGUUAACGGAUACAAAGAUCUUACUUUGGAUUCAAUAUCUCCUCAGUUGCCGUCAAAACGAGACGGAUUUAGGACGGAUCAUUUUACUAGCAUGUAAAAGGCAAAAUGAAUUCGGCACUCAUCUUGGAUGGUGCAAUUCUCUUUGCAGGUUGUGGAACAAUUAUAAUUGUCUACAGCUUUCCUUCUGGGAUUCAAGGCCGGGAGCAUCCACAUCCUGGCGAAACAUACAGUAGUACCAGUCGUACCGCAUAUCUUCCCGAUAACAGAGAAGGGAAAGAAGUAUUGGCUCUUCUGAGGAGAGCCUUUGAUGCUCGAUUGGUGUUCACGGUGGGCGGUACGUCAAUAACUUCUGGGUUGCGGAACCAGAUCACCUGGAAUGGUAUUCACCACAAGACUAAUAUAUCUGGAGGGCCUCACGAGUGAGUGAUUCGUUAAUAUUUUUCUACUUAAUUAAAAGAGAAUACAUUGGACUCUUUACUAUUAAAUGUAAAGAGAUGUUAAUUAACUUUAUGUUGUGUCCUAACUUAAAGGUCUAUACAAGAUCUGUUAGAUCUGCUCUAGAGUACGCCGUGCUUGCGUGGCAAUCCGUUCCAGGUUGUCUGUCUGACAAAAUUGAGUCCACACAGAAAAGUGCACUUAUGAUAAUUUUCCCGUGUGCUGAUAGCUACUUAGAUGCCCUCGAGUUAGCACGGGUGGUGACCCUUACGUGUAGAAGAGAUAAGAUAUGUAAAGAGUAUAUAUGCAAAAUGAAGGACUUAAACCACCCUCUUCAUCCUCUUCUACCAACACGCCUAGACGAUACCUGUCCCUACACCCUAAGGCACAAAUCAGACCAGCUGUACUUUUACAAAAACGUUACUACCUGUAGAACAAAGCGCAACGAAGACUUUUUCACUUUUAAGUGUUUUUAACAAAUGGGAUACAUGUUCUGGUGUGGUGUAUAUAAUUUGUACUUAGUAUACACAGAAAUGUGCACAGUUGAUUUUAUUAAUUAAGUUUUCAUUGUACUAUAACUCGUUAAUUCAGUAAGUUACUACAAGAGAGUUUAAUAAGCUGUUAUUAUGUAAUGUUGGGUAGAAGCUUGAAAGUUUGGAAGCCUCCGUGUUUUUCUUCGACGCACAAGUCUUCUUUAUUGAUAUUUCAUAAUAAUACAUAUUGCUCAAUUCGCUGCUGAAAUAUUUGUAAUUAUUAUCGCAGGUAUGGUUAUCCGGACUCAGGUUAUCUCCGACGGGUUAAAAAAGACUUGGCAGCCAAGGGAAUUCGCUGAUCCUAAGUGAGCGGCGACUCUCGAAUGUUGAAGAUACAUUUUGGCGCAACAUAAAGACUGUGAUAUCAUCACCUAUCUGAGAAGAAAGGACUCCUCUCAUGUGGCUUUGAUAUCGUAUACAUUUGGUAGUUAGGUUACAAAAAAAAAAAAAGAACAAUAAAAGAACAAAAAACAUUAGAACAGUGACAUCCCUAAUACACAAGUUUCAGGUGGUAUAACAGUUCUACUGAAAAUGUGGCCAUUGUGAGAGUUAAGUAAGAGGCUACAUGAAACAUAUUUUGCUCUUUACGGCUGUUAAAACACUGUUUAAUGAUACGUAACAAGGUUUUUCUGCUUAUUUCUUUGCAGUUAAUUUUUCCCGUAGGUUGUCAUAGAGGAUAGCUUUUUUUUUUUUAUCAGUUAUUGUGGAUUUCAUUUCUCCGUUGAGCCCCAAAUGAAAAUGCUUAAAGAAUCACGCCGUAUAUCCCGACAUUAGAAACAAUCCAAACCAGAUGAGAGCAGUGAGCUUAAUGUUGACCAUCAUGGUUCUUGUUUCGACCCAAAAUUUGACCUACAACGUAUACUUCUGUUGGAGGAAGUCUUCAUGGGAUGGAAACAAUUAUAGAUGACCAGCUUUAGCGAAUAACUACGAUCGAACAAGGCUUUUACCGUAUCACUUAUCACAUUUACAGAAUUAGCAGUUCAGAAUUAACUUUGCUGUUUUUCAAACCAUAACAACUCGCUUAUACAAGGGUACCGUUUGUAAUUUUUUUUGGUUCCUAAUUUUCAUUUAAGUUUUCACUUCUUUGUUUUCUAUUUCGCACAAAGUGUCAGGCACUUAGUGAACUGGAGAAUAAUUUUUACAUUGGUAAAUGAAACUGCCGUAUUUGUAAUAUUUACAUAGAUCCGGUUAUUCAAAGGAUGGAGAGUGAUCUCCAGAGAAUGACUCGUAUUCCGGUGAAUGGAUUCCUCUGUUUUUAGGUCACGUACUUAGCCAGCGCACAUCGCCGAUAACCUUUAAACAACAGAGAUCGUGCAAGUGUCGCUGUAUUUUUGACAUGAAAGUAUAAUAAUAGUCAACUUAACGGGA
Molecule: messenger RNA, 9211 nt
Organism: Pocillopora meandrina
Lineage: Eukaryota; Metazoa; Cnidaria; Anthozoa; Scleractinia; Pocilloporidae
Source: the annotation of a GenBank genome assembly